AUGACAGUGUCAGUUGCCUCUCCGGCACUUGUCACAUCCUCGUAUGUCCACAUCAUCCCCUCCAUACUAAAGAUAAAACUCCAAAACCCUUUUCUAUAUGUGCUUCCCAUCUAUAUCCCCACUGAUGUCUGGGUCAUGAGCAAUGUUGUCUUCUCUAUUUUGACUCCCUUGUUAAACCCCAUCAUUUGCACUUUCUGGAGCAAGGAAGUCAAAUCUGCAGUUAAAAAGUCUCUUUGUCUGAAAAUCUUUCCCCUUUCUAAAAUAUUUAUUUGA
Molecule: messenger RNA, 273 nt
Organism: Acanthisitta chloris (rifleman)
Lineage: Eukaryota; Metazoa; Chordata; Aves; Passeriformes; Acanthisittidae
Product: olfactory receptor 2AT4-like
Exons: 2
Coding region: 1-273 (90 amino acids)
Source: RefSeq, a predicted model, not a curated record